Arctia plantaginis is the source of this 1518-nucleotide messenger RNA. NCBI's taxonomy places the organism in Eukaryota, Metazoa, Arthropoda, Insecta, Lepidoptera, Erebidae. The record is from the annotation of a GenBank genome assembly.
AUGAAGUGGUUAUUUUACGUGAUUGUUUUUGUUUACAUGUUCUACAGAGCAGUUUAUGGCAGCAAACUUGAACACGGGGUUACAGUGGAUCCUGUGGUUUACGGUGACGAAGGUUUUGUGAAAGUCGGGGAACACAAGACCAUUAACUGCAAAGCGUCGAACAGAAAUCAAAAGGUUGAAUGGAUUUAUCCGAAUGGGAGCGCGGUUAAGCGUAUUCCAGGAAACAGAAUUUUCGCCCAGGAACAUUUUGUAUCUGCGUUCAGAGGACGAACUCCAGCUCUUGUGUUGACAAUAACAAAAGCUGAGGUCGAUGAUACUGGCGUGUAUCAGUGCCGCUCCGGGGAUUACACGAAGGAUGUCUCGUUAUGUGUUAUAGAGCCUUCGGAGUUCGUAGACACAGCAGCUGAGGUAACAGCAAAUAUUGGGCGAUCUAUUACAUUGUCUUGUCAGGCCAAAGGAAAUCCAGAACCGAGGCUUGUGUGGAACAGAAAUGGUGAAACCAUUACAGAUGAUGAUAGUUCAGCAAAAUACAAGAUUAUGACAAAGUACAACAUACAAGGUUUUGAAGGUCUACUCACUAUCACCUCACUAGAGGCAGAAGACAGUGGCGUCUAUUCCUGCGUCGCAAUCCAGGAAACCACACUGGUUGAAGAUUGUAGUCAUACGCACACGCACAAUAUUACUUUAAACAUUAACUAUGCUCCAGUUUUUGAAGGCGGUAAUGAGACUAAUAUUUAUGCAAAAAUGAACCAACAAGUGGACAUUGCAUGUUCAGCGAAAGCUUUUCCCGCUCCCACAUAUACGCUGUUUAAAGAAAUGCCAGAUGACUCUUUAAUCGAAUUUAAUAAGAAACACAUUACGUAUUCUGAAGAGAAAAACGAAGCGAUACUUACAGUGACAGCAAAUUCCACUACACUCCAGCACAGAUUCAAAUGUGUUGCAACAAACGACCAAGGCAGUGCAGAAAAGUACUUCACUCUGUUGAAGACAGAAAAGCCUAGUAGAAUUGAUGAGGUCGAAAUUUACGACGUGAGUGAUGACAUGGUAGACUUUAAUAUCACAUGGUACCAGGCCAUUACUUUUCCAGUUACCGCUGUUGAUGUUCAAUACGUUAAAGAUUCAAAUGGAGAUAGAAAAAAAGCUUAUUCUAAAGAAGCUUCAUGGCGGAAAAGCUCGCAAACAGAAGUAGAAGUAAUAAAUAGUGAUUUGUUGAUGUCUGAAUUUGGAGGCGUCGUAAUUGCAAUGGCAGGUUUAGAAAAGGAAACAUCAUACUGGAUGCGACUUCGAGUCAAAAAUGAAGUUGGAAUGUCGCCGUGGUCUGAUCCAAUUUUCGUGACAACUACAGCUGAAGACGAAGUAACUACGGUUACAUCUGAUGCCCCUGAAGCGCCCGAAGAACCUGAGCCUUCGGUUGGUGAUGAAAAUGUGAACGAUGGCACUUUUUAUGGUAUAUUUUUUGCAGGAGGAAUUCUAGUAGUGUCAUUCGUAUGUAUGUUUGCUUUGAGAAUGGUUAAAUAA